AUGCGAAAGAAGCGUUCCCACACAUUCCACCAGCCCACCAUAGGGUACCUCGCCCCCCUCCCUGCCAUGGACAGCCCCGUCCUCAGCUCGUGCGACAUCGACGCAGCAGCCAAGCCCCUCCCCGACUGCACCUCUCCACCCUCCCCCGACCAGCCGGAGCCGGAGCAGGAGCAGGAUUUUACUUUUUAUCUCCGUUCUCGUAAACUUCAGCUUGCGGGUGGUGCCACCAGCCAGAGCACAAGCCGAGAUGGACAACUCAUCCCAUCCCCUGGGCCCCUCCCUCUUUUUUUUUUUGGCCGCUUCGGCUUCCUACCGCGACGCUAGGGCCUAACCCAAUAGCCUCGCCCAUCCCCCGGACCCGCCCGGGUUAUACCGCGCUGCUCUCCGCCCCCUCCUAUCCUCCAAUUCCAUCGAUCCAUCCCUCCGUCCUCCGUGCGCGCCCCCGUGUCCCCGUCGUCGCACCACACGUUCCCCCUCCGGGCAUAGGCAGGGGUGG
Molecule: messenger RNA, 496 nt
Organism: Gaeumannomyces tritici R3-111a-1
Lineage: Eukaryota; Fungi; Ascomycota; Sordariomycetes; Magnaporthales; Magnaporthaceae
Exons: 1
Coding region: 1-324 (107 amino acids)
Source: RefSeq, a predicted model, not a curated record